AUGGAAUGCAACAGGGAUGAGGCCCAACGGGCAAAGGAUAUUGCAAAGAAGAAGUUUGAAGCGAGGGACCUGCAGGGUGCCAAGAAAUUCGCUCUCAAAGCUCAAACACUCUUUCCUGAUCUCGACGGCAUUGCUCAGAUGGUUGCCACCUUUGAUAUCUAUCUUGCUUCGGAGGUGAAGGUUGCUGGGGACAAGGACUGGUACUCUAUCCUUUGUGUUGCCACGACAGCAGAUGACGAAACAAUCAAGAAACGGUACAGGAAGCUGGUUCUUCAGCUCCACCCUGACAAGAACAAGCAAGUCGGUGCUGAGGGUGCUUUCCAGAUGGUCCAAGAGGCGUAUACGGUGCUAAGCGACAAAACUAAGAGAGCAGUAUAUGACCAAAAGAGGAAUGUAAGGGUAUUCCAACAGAGGACAGCUCAAUCAAGUAAGGCAAGUGCGCCUCCUGGUGCGUCUGAUGGCUUCUAUAAUUUCGCAGCUAACGCUGCUGCUGCCUCCAAACCGACAGUAAACAAGCGAACAGCAGGACCGGCAGCACCUGCCGUGCGCCCGCGCCCACCUCAACCUCCACCACCAUCUGGACCCACUCCUGCAGCUUCCUCUGCUACCCCUGCACCUGGGGCAAAACCUCCUACAUUUUGGACCUCUUGUAACAAAUGCAAGAUGAACUAUGAGUACCUUAGGGUGUAUCUGGGUCAGCAUCUUCGUUGCCCUAGCUGCCGUGAGCCGUUCCUAGCAAAAGAGGCACCAAUACCACCAACUGGGACUGUGAUACAGGAUUCAAAGAUCAGUGGUGUAAAUCAAAAUGCAAGCACUAACAGAAAUAUGCAGUGGGGUCCAUUUUCAAGGGCUGCUGGUGCAGCUAGUGCCACUGCAUCAUCUGCUGCUGCUGCUCAAGCUGCUAAUGCAGUUCAUCAGACGUAUGAAAAAGUUAGGAGGGAGAGGGAGGAGGCACAAGCAGCAGCAAGAAAGGAAGAGGCUCUUUGGCGGAAGUACAAUCCUCUAAAAAGGCAUGCAAGCAUGUCAGAUGUCUUUAAUCCUGGAACAGGUGAUCUUGCAUCUGGAAAGAAGUUGAAGACUAUGGUUAAAGAUGCUGGAGUUGGUUCUUCAUCUUUCAUACCAGGUCCUGGAGCAAAUUGUUUUAGAGUGCCCGGUGUGAAUAUAUCUUUUUCAACCAACAUUGGGGCCUAUGAGUUUCAAGGCGUCAAUGGUGGACCCAAUUGGAAACCCAGGCCUCCAAUCCACAUAAGCUUAGCCAAGAUCACCUCUCAGUUGGAUGUUAGGGGUCUUCUGCUGGAAAAAGCGAAAAGUGGGCUGAGAAACAAGCUAACAGAAAUUAAAAGUAAAACAUCUCAAGUUGCUGCUAGUGGAAAAGCGACCAAGAAACAUGUGGUUAAUGAAAAUGGAAGGGAUAAUGAAGCUCUCGCACCAGAUGAUCUUACUACCAAUAAAGAUGUUCAUGUUGAUCCAAAAGAAAUUGGUUCUAAUACUAGCUCAGAUGCUGAAAAUGAAGAUGAUGACCCCUUGUCUUAUAAUGUUCCUGAUCCUGAUUUCCAUGAUUUUGACAAGGAUCGCACUGAGGAAUGUUUUCAAAUUGAUCAAAUUUGGGCUACAUAUGAUGACGAAGAUGGUAUGCCUCGUUAUUACGCGUUUAUUCAGAAAAUUUUCUCCUUGAAACCAUUCAAGCUCAGAAUAAGCUAUCUUGAGUCAAGGACAAAUAGUGAAUUUGGGCCUUUGAAUUGGGUUUCUUCUGGCUUCACAAAGUCAUGUGGGCAUUUCAGGACUGGUAAAUAUGAAACAUGUGAUAUAGUCAACAUGUUCUCACACCAAAUGAAAUGGGAGAAAGGGCUGCGUGGGGUAAUCAAAAUUUAUCCACAGAAAGGUGACAUCUGGGCUAUUUAUCGGAAUUGGUCCCCUGACUGGGAUGAAGAUACUCCAGAUAAUGUGCUCCAUGCUUACGAUGUGGUUGAGGUACUAGAUAAUUAUGAUGAAGAUCAUGGCAUCUCUGUUAUUCCCUUAGCUAAAGUUGCCGGGUUUCGAACAAUAUUUGAACGCCAUCAGGAUCUGAAUGGUACCAUGAAGAUUCCCAAAGAAGAGAUGUUUCGGUUUUCACAUCAAGUGCCUUUCUACAGGAUGUCAGGCGAAGAAGCUCCAAAUGUCCCCAAAGAUAGCUAUGAGCUUGACCCAGCUGCUAUUUCUAAGGAACUUCUUCAAGGGACCACAGAAACAGUGGAGGCAAAUGGAACUUCCUAA
Miscanthus lutarioriparius is the source of this 2253-nucleotide messenger RNA. The record is from the annotation of a GenBank genome assembly. Lineage: Eukaryota; Viridiplantae; Streptophyta; Magnoliopsida; Poales; Poaceae.